Messenger RNA from Porites evermanni, 2853 nucleotides. The record is from the annotation of a GenBank genome assembly. NCBI's taxonomy places the organism in Eukaryota, Metazoa, Cnidaria, Anthozoa, Scleractinia, Poritidae.
AUGUGUACUCAUCCUAAUAUUUUUUCAGGAGUACAGAAAGCUCUUUGUAGGCCCGGUGCUGAUCUGGUGAUUUGUGAUGAAGGACACAGAAUCAAAAAUGAUCAGGCAAAUAUUUCACAAGCCUUGAAAAAAAUCCACACCAGGUAUGUUAACUCAGUGAUUUCGUUACAAAUAGUUAUGGUGAGUCCUGGGACUCAUCAUGCAAAAAAUCAUGAGUGCUAGUCCAGAACUAUUGAGUCCCAGUUAAAAAAAACAGUGAGUCCUAAACUGAAUUUGUUUGGGCUUUUAUAUAACCAUACAGACAAUUAUUCCAAAGGCAGACUCCACAACUCUGUAUUACAGUUUACUGAAAUAAAAAACUCCUUCCAUCAUAAAGCACAACAAAGACGAAAAGAAAUAUAUCUUGAUAAACAACAGCCACAAGAACAGCCACAGAAAUCAUACAAACAGGAUAUUCUACAUAAACAUCUUCAGAUCGAUCAAUUGACCUUUGCAUCCCUUUGGACACAUGCCAUGAAUUAUUUUGUUUCUUUUGCACUUUUUAUGCGUCAGGGGCGCAGGAUGCAGAGGUAACAAAAUCACUGUUAAGUACAGUUGUUCUUCCAUGUGUGAUACAUUUUUGGUUACCUGUGCAUUACCACUUUUCAAAAAAGUGACACCUACUCCUGGGCUUGCCCAGGGCCACUUUGUGCUCGUCUUAGUUAACCCUUACACCACCAGAACGAAUGAAGAAGUCUUUUAAGGUGAUUCUAACUUUAGAGUCUGUGGACUAAAUCCUAUGGUGUUACCAUUCAAAUGAAACCUCUUUAGCAGUACUUUCACAUGGUACUAUUUAUUUAGUAUGUAGUUCUAACUUUUGAGUCUGUGGACGAACUCCUAUGGUGUGGCCAUUCAAAUGAAACCUUUUUGGCAGUACUUUCACAUGCUGCUAUUGGUUUUUUGGCAUUUUACAAAGUGAAUAAAUUGAAAAGUUUGACAAAAUUUGACUUAAGUCACUCCUGGGAGUGAAAGGCUUUAUAAUUUUGUGAGAGUAUGACUUGCCUGGACUCUUGACUAUUGGGCUAGUAAUCUUUAAAAGUAACUCACCCGGCAAGAAAAUCUACUUGUCCCAGGCUACUGGAUGGCACUCACUUGUUGCCCUGCGACCCCUAAAAUGAAAAUUAAUUUGCCAUAAGGACUUCUAAUGAGUGAUCACAUCUCUAAACAAACAAAAUACAUAUAGUGACCACACAAUUAANGAGGACAGACUUCAAAACUCUGUAUUACAGUUUAAUGGAAUAAAAAAACUCCUUCCAUCGUAAAGCACAACAAAGACGAAAAGAAAUAUAUCUUGAUAAACAACAGCCAUAAGAACAGCCACAGAAAUCAUACAAACAGGAUAUUCUACAUAAACAUCUUCAGAUCGAUCAAUUGACCUUUGCGUCCCAUGGGACACAUGCCAUGAAUUAUUUUGUUUCUUUUACACUUUUUAUGCGUCAGGGGCGCAGGAUGCAGAGGUAACAAAAUCACUGUUAAGUACAGUUGUUCUUCCAUGUGUGAUACAUUUUUGGUUACCUGUGCAUUACCACUUUUCAAAAAAGUGACACCUACUCCUGGGCUUGCCCAGGGCCACUUUGUGCUCGUCUUAGUUAACCCUUACACCACCAGAACGAAUGAAGAAGUCUUUUAAGGUGAUUCUAACUUUAGAGUCUGUGGACUAAAUCCUAUGGUGUUACCAUUCAAAUGAAACCUCUUUAGCAGUACUUUCACAUGGUACUAUUUAUUUAGUAUGUAGUUCUAACUUUUGAGUCUGUGGACGAACUCCUAUGGUGUGGCCAUUCAAAUGAAACCUUUUUGGCAGUACUUUCACAUGCUGCUAUUGGUUUUUUGGCAUUUUACAAAGUGAAUAAAUUGAAAAGUUUGACAAAAUUUGACUUAAGUCACUCCUGGGAGUGAAAGGCUUUAUAAUUUUGUGAGAGUAUGACUUGCCUGGACUCUUGACUAUUGGGCUAGUAAUCUUUAAAAGUAACUCACCCGGCAAGAAAAUCUACUUGUCCCAGGCUACUGGAUGGCACUCACUUGUUGCCCUGCGACCCCUAAAAUGAAAAUUAAUUUGCCAUAAGGACUUCUAAUGAGUGAUCACAUCUCUAAACAAACAAAAUACAUAUAGUGACCACACAAUUAACUGAAUGAAAAAGUGCUGGAGACAAGGUUUUUCCUACUCUUCAGGGCUUAAAAAAAUACUUGUUUGAGUUUUUUAUUCAAUAUACUUAUUACUGGUAUAUCAUUGUUGCGUAGUGAUACAGUUUUUUACUUAAACAUACAUUUUAUUAACCCAUUCACCCGUGGAAAUUGUGCUGAAAAAGCUGUUUGAAGCUAGUUGAGCUUUUUUCUGCUGAUUAUCUUGAGAAAAAAGACAAUAGUACCUAAACCCUCCUUAGAAUUAUUAUCAAUGACAGCACAUGAAGUACAAGGGAACUUAGGUUCCACAUGAGUGGUUGAGGUUUGAGUGAGUUGAAUGCAAAGUUAAGCUUUUACUCGGAUGUACUUGGUUAAGAAACAUUUUUGACCAAAACUUUUUCUUCAAAAUUUCAAGAUACAUUGUAGGUGGGGAGUUGCUAUAAAUGUGUGUGUUAAUGUGAAGAACAACAAGGAAAAUGUGAAUGUUAAUAGUGGGACUAAGCUUAUUACGUUUUUAGGCGUCGUGUCGUCUUAACUGGUUACCCACUGCAGAACAACCUCCAGGAAUACUGGUGCAUGGUGGAUUUUGUGCGACCCAAUUUUCUUGGCAAUAAACAGGAGUUCUGCAACAUGUUUGAAAGGCCAAUACUUAAUGGACAAUGCACUGAUAGUACUCCUUCAGUAAGUUAUAUA